AUGAUUAAUGGUAAUAUGGACAUCGCACCUUCUGUUGAUACUCCCAUAAAGUUCUCUUUGAAUAAUGAAGAGGAUGAAUUUAAUUACAUUGAUAUUUCAGCUUGUGAAGAACCAAAAUCGAGUAUAGAGAAGGUUGUUACUAAUAGCUCUAAAAAAACAGAAAUUAAAAGACGUAGUGGGUCUAAAAAACAAUGCCGGGUUUGGCAACAUAUGGAUUUGAUUGUAGUAACUAAUAAAGAUGGCAAAGAGGCCCAAUAUGGUGAAUGCCAGAUUAUAAAAGAUGAUAAUACACGAUGUGCUCAAAGAAUUAAAGUUGUAGGUGGAUCAACUUCAAACCUUAUUCGUCAUCUUUAUUCAAUACAUGGAAUCUUGGAUAGUCAAAUUAAUAUUGCUAAAACUCAUCCAAAAGCAAAAAACCAUUUCUUUGUUCGAUCUUUAUUAAAACUUCUCAUCCGUAAAAAUUUACCAUUAAAUCUUGUAUUAAAGAAAUCAUUUCACGAAUUUGUUCAUAAUCUGGAUUCUGCAUUUGCAAUACCAUGUGAAAAAACUGUAAAGCAUCUUAUCCAUAUUACUUAUAACAAUUCAACAAACUUAUUAAAACAACAAUUAGAAACAACCAAUGAAAAUUUUAAAAUACAUGAAGCUCUUCUUACAUUGACUUAUUUAAAAUAUCCACAUACAGCAAUUAAUAUAAAUAAUGCUAUCAAUAAUCAAAUUGAAUAUUGGGGAUUAAUGGACAAAGUUUUUACGAUUACAUCAGAUAAUGGGGCAAAUGUAAAAGCAGUGAUAAAUCAAAUAGGA
Cetraspora pellucida is the source of this 801-nucleotide messenger RNA. The record is from the annotation of a GenBank genome assembly. NCBI's taxonomy places the organism in Eukaryota, Fungi, Glomeromycota, Glomeromycetes, Diversisporales, Gigasporaceae.